AUGACUGACUUCGAUUAUCAAGACCAGCCUGUGGCUGCUGAUUCCCAGCUUUCCUGGAAGUAUCGUGACCGCGUGAACCGCAAUCUAUUGGACCCAAGCCCCUCUUUUAGAUCUAGUUCCGAGUCCGAGCAGACUCACAGUGGUAGUGUAUCUUCCUUCUCUUUUUCUGAUAUCUGGUCAGACGAGAUUGAAGUCUCAUCAUCUCCUACUCCUCAAUAUCGGCCUAACAAGCGUUUUCGGUUGCCCCAGAUCAACCCUGAGGCUUGCCCGCCAGCACACUUUGAAUACAGUCGGGACCUGUCUUUGGCAGACAACGACUACAGUGCGUCUCGAGAUUCUGAUGCAAGUACCUUGCUGUUUGAUGAAUUGUUUGAAUUGUUAGGAGCAUCUCCUCAAGAUUCCAAACCACCACUUUCGACUCCUGGAACCACGCCCUCUUCUUCUUUGAACUGCGACACUACUAGAGAGGUUAAUAAAUCUGCUGUUGAGCCCUCAACCCCAGAGAAACAAAUUGUCUCCAUUGGAUAUGAAAAUAUAACACCUGGAGUGCGUAAGAGUAAAAACCAUCGUGGAGUGGAUUUCAUUGACGGGCCUUACUAUCGUCCCACAACCAAAACCACCGCCGCACCCAACUCCGCCACCAUCUCUAACUCCUCCGCUAUCUCCAACUCCACUGGCCCUCCGCAGAAAGCUCUCUCACCUUCUCAAUCCAUUGGCAUUUGUUCUCGAAGCCGAAAGAAACUUAUCAUCAAGAUCAGGAAUCGCCUUUCCACUUUCUUUGGUAAUCGGCUCGAUACUGAUACUCAACCGCAAAGAGGAUUUGCCAGCAAGAUCAAGAGUCGACUAUUCACUGGUUUUGGUAAGCGUCCCACUGUAGCUCUUUAA
Messenger RNA from Penicillium verhagenii, 885 nucleotides. RefSeq lists its product as uncharacterized. The record is from RefSeq and is a predicted model, not a curated record. NCBI's taxonomy places the organism in Eukaryota, Fungi, Ascomycota, Eurotiomycetes, Eurotiales, Aspergillaceae. The transcript is spliced from 3 exons. The coding region runs from base 1 to 885 and encodes 294 amino acids.